AUGGUGGUCUACUCCUUCUAUAUAUUUGAUAGACAUGCCGAAUGCAUAUACAAGAGGCGAUGGCUACCUCCGUCAAUCUCGACGACAGGCAAAACUUCAAGGCCGUCUUCUCAGACAUACGUCAAUGGCGGGCCGCAAGUGCGCUCUACUUUGAGCGCAGAGGACGACGCAAAGCUCAUCUUUGGGACAGUGUUCUCCCUGCGGAAUAUGGUGCGAAAGCUGGGAGGGGAAGAUGAUAGCUUCCUCUCCUACCGAACGUCUCAAUACAAACUGCACUACUACGAGACACCGACUAAUACCAAGUUUGUCAUGCUUACGGACACCAAGUCCGGCUCCAUGAGGAUAGCCCUGCAGCAAAUCUACGUGAACUGCUAUGUCGAGUACGUCGUCAAAAAUCCGUUGUCUCCUGUCGAACAUCCUGGGGGUAUCGGUGUCAAUAACGAAUUGUUUGAAGCAAGCCUGGAACAAUUUGUGGAUCGAGUCCUGAACGCCCCUUGA
Cladophialophora bantiana CBS 173.52 is the source of this 498-nucleotide messenger RNA. RefSeq lists its product as uncharacterized. The transcript is spliced from 4 exons. Gene Ontology annotation, cellular component: TRAPP complex. Gene Ontology annotation, biological process: endoplasmic reticulum to Golgi vesicle-mediated transport. The record is from RefSeq and is a predicted model, not a curated record. NCBI's taxonomy places the organism in Eukaryota, Fungi, Ascomycota, Eurotiomycetes, Chaetothyriales, Herpotrichiellaceae. The coding region runs from base 1 to 498 and encodes 165 amino acids.